CGGCAUGACGAAAGAUUUGCAACUGAGUGUUGUUAAUACGUCAACCACGCCGCCUACGACGAAUACACAAAGAUUGAGUUGGGCAACGUCCAUGUUCUACUUUGGCAUGCUGGCUGGCCUCUACCCGAUGACGUUUGCGCUGCAGCGAUUCAACCUAGGCCGCAUCCUGGGAGGUGUCGUUGUUAUCUGGGCUACCAUUUGCAUGCUCACGGCGGCUGUGACGACCUACAAGGGUCUCUAUGCCCAGCGGUUCUUCCUGGGGUUCGUCGAGUCCAUCAUCCCGACUGGCUUCAUGUGUAUCAUAAGCGGCUACUACACGCAAGAAGAGCAAGCGCUGAGGCAGUCGUGGUGGUUCUCUGCGACUGGGCUGUUCACUAUCAUCGGCUCUGCGCUCAACUACGGCUUCGCACAAAUUAGUGGUGGUGACUUGAAGAGAUGGCAGUACAUUUAUAUCUUGGCGGGAUGUCUGACUCUCUUCUUUGGCAUCUGGUGUUUCUUCAUUCCCAAUUCCCCGGCAUCAGCAUGGUUCCUCACACCAGCAGAGCGUAUCGUCGCCGUCGAACGUCUCCGCAAAGGCCAGACCGGUGUGCGAUGCCAGAAGAUCAAGAUGUCGCAACUCAAAGAAGCGUUCCUGGACAUCAAACUCUGGCUCGUCUUCAUCCUCAUGGCUUCAGCAUAUACUGUCAACGGAGCAGUAUCUGGCUUCGGGCCACUGAUCGUGAGCACAUUCGGCUGGUCGUCUCUCCAGUCUAUCCUCCUUCAGUUCCCACUCGGCGGCAUCUGUCUCAUCACCAUCCUGCUCUGCGGGUACCUCUCCUCACGUAUUCCGAAUAUACGCCUCAUCCUGCUGGUGGUAAACUGUCUCCCCGUCAUCGCUGGCUGCGCAAUGAUUUGGAAGUCCAAGUGGACACAUCACGCCGCCACACCGGUCGCCGGGUACUCCAUCAUCGGGACUUUCGGCGCAGUCGUCAGUCAGACGAUUGCUAUUGGUAUGAGCAAUGUCGCGGGCGCCACGAAGAAGAGCGCCAUGGCUGCUGCUAUCUUUGUAGCCUAUUGUGUUGGAAACAUCGUCGGGCCGCAGCUCAUCAAAUCAGAGACAAAGGUUAAUCAUUACCCGGAGCUGUGGAUGGGGUUGAUCAUCUGGUACGUGACUUUCGUGAGGUUUUAUCUAAAUCGACGCCAAUGCUGACGAGAUUGUAGUUACUGCAUUACUAUUGUAUCAGCUGUGGCAUUGUACUUUGUGCUGCUGCGCGCGAACAAGAAGAGAGAGGGCAUGGCUGUAGACGAGGAUGAGCGAGACAGGUUGGCGUUUAUGGACUUGACGGACAAGCAGAAUCCGUACUUUAGAUAUGUGUUGUAGAAGAUGUGCAGUACGUGCCAAGAUGUGUCUGCAGGUUGCUGAUCGAUCGCCGUGAUUGCCGUUUCGGCCCGCGCGGCAAGUUUGCGGACCUAGAAUGUUCUAUAAUUAUAUAUAAGCAUUGCGUGAUGGGUGUUGUAACUAGUGCAGAUGAAGAUGUCACCUCAAACAAA
This is a messenger RNA of Dothidotthia symphoricarpi CBS 119687, 1530 nucleotides long. RefSeq names its product MFS general substrate transporter. The record is from RefSeq and is a predicted model, not a curated record. Lineage: Eukaryota; Fungi; Ascomycota; Dothideomycetes; Pleosporales; Dothidotthiaceae. Gene Ontology annotation, cellular component: membrane. The transcript has a single exon. Bases 92 to 1189 code for a protein of 365 amino acids. Gene Ontology annotation, biological process: transmembrane transport. Gene Ontology annotation, molecular function: transmembrane transporter activity.